CACUGUGAUGGUGAUUUGUCCGUUUCUCCUUGCUGCUUUCUACGAUCCAUUGGUUCUUGGAGUCUCGACAGAGUUCCUGGGCCAGACACCAGUGAAGGCUGCAGGAUCUUCCUUCUCACCCCAACAUCUCCAGUUGAGUCUGCAGACUCUGCAAGACUUCAGGCUCCUGGGAAGAGCAGAGUUGUCCACAAGAGAGAUCCAGGACUGAAGUCCAGAAGGAACAUGCCAGCUAAUGGGGAUUCUCCCCAGCCAGGGGAACAUGACAACACCUGUGAGGUAUCAGUGUCAUUUGAGGACGUGACCGUGGACUUCAGCAAAGAGGAGUGGCAGCUCUUGGACCCUGCUCAGAGACGCCUGUACUGGGAUGUGACACUGGAGAAUUACAGCCACCUUCUCUCAGUGGGGUUUGAAGUUCCCAAACCAGAAGUCAUCUUCAAGUUGGAGCAAGGAGAGGGACUGUGGACGUUGCAGGGGGAGGCCCCGCAUCAGAGCCGUUCAGAUGGGAAGUUUGGAAUUAAGACCUCACAAAAAAGAAUUGCUGGAAAACCUACAUUUUGCAAUAAAAUGGAGGGUGAAGACACAAGAGAUGAUUCACUGUAUUCUAUUUUAAAAGAACUGUGGCAAGAUGCUGAUCAGAUAAAGAGAUGUCAGGAAAAACAAAAUAAACUUCUGAGUCAUGCUUCUUUCAUCAAUAAGAAAACAUUGAAUACUGAGUGGGAUUAUGAAUACAAGGACAUUGGAAAAUUUGUUCAUUCAAGCCCAAAUCUCAUUCUUUCACAAAAAAGGCCCCAUAAACGUGACUCAUUUGGGAAGAGUUUAAAGCAUAAUUUAGACUUGCAUAUUCAUAAUAAAAACAGUACAACAAAGAAUUUUGACAAAACUAUUGGGCAUGGUCAAGUUUUUACCCAGAGUUCUUACACUAAUCAUGAAAAUACACACACAGGAGUGAAGUUCUGCGAACGUAAUCAAUGUGGAAAAGUCCUUAGCCUCAAACACUCACUCAGUCAAAAUGUGAAAUUUCCUGUUGGGGAGAAAGCAAGCACAUGUACUGAAUUUGGAAAAGUCUUCACCCCGAAGUCUCACCUCUUUGCACCUCAGAGAAUUCAUACCAUGGAAAAACCUCAUGAACUGAGCAAAUGUGUAAAUGUUUUUACACAGAAGCCACUACUCAGUAUAUAUCUGAGAGUUCAUAGAGAUGAAAAACUGUACAUAUGUGCUAAAUGUGGGAAGGCCUUCAUCCAGAAUUCAGAAUUAAUUGUGCAUGAAAAAAUUCAUACUAGAGAGAAACCCUAUAAAUGCAAUGAAUGUGGAAAAUCAUUUUUCCAGGUCUCAUCUUUACUCAGACAUCAGACAACUCAUACUGGAGAAAAACUCUAUGAAUGCAGUGAAUGUGGAAAAGGCUUCUCCCUGAACUCAGCCCUCAAUAUACAUCAGAAAAUCCAUACUGGAGAGAGACAUCACAAAUGUAGCGAGUGUGGGAAAGCCUUUACUCAAAAAUCAACACUCAGGAUGCAUCAGAGAAUUCAUACAGGAGAAAGAUCCUAUAUAUGUACUGAAUGUGGGCAGGCCUUCAUCCAGAAGGCACACUUAAUUGCACAUCAAAGAAUUCAUACUGGAGAGAAGCCUUAUGAAUGCAGUGACUGUGGGAAAUCUUUUCCUUCUAAGUCACAGCUCCAGAUGCAUAAGCGAAUUCACACAGGAGAGAAACCCUAUGUAUGUACUGAAUGUGGGAAGGCUUUCACUAACAGGUCAAAUCUCAACACUCACCAGAAGUCUCAUACUGGAGAAAAGUCUUACAUAUGUGCUGAAUGUGGGAAGGCCUUCACUGACAGGUCAAAUUUCAACAAACACCAGACCAUUCAUACUGGAGAGAAGCCCUACGUUUGUGCUGAUUGUGGGAGGGCCUUCAUCCAGAAGUCAGAGUUAAUUACACAUCAGAGAAUUCAUACUACAGAGAAGCCUUAUAAAUGUCCUGACUGUGAGAAAUCCUUCUCCAAGAAGCCACAUCUCAAAGUACAUCAGCGAAUUCACACAGGGGAGAAACCAUAUAUAUGUGCAGAAUGUGGAAAAGCUUUCACUGACAGGUCAAAUUUCAAUAAACACCAGACAAUUCAUACUGGAGAUAAACCCUAUAAAUGCAGUGACUGUGGAAAGGGCUUCACCCAGAAAUCAGUUCUCAGUAUGCAUCGCAAUAUCCAUACAUGA
Messenger RNA from Carlito syrichta (Philippine tarsier), 2205 nucleotides. RefSeq names its product zinc finger protein 81 (gene ZNF81). The transcript is spliced from 5 exons. Gene Ontology annotation, biological process: regulation of transcription by RNA polymerase II. The record is from RefSeq and is a predicted model, not a curated record. Bases 223 to 2205 code for a protein of 660 amino acids. Lineage: Eukaryota; Metazoa; Chordata; Mammalia; Primates; Tarsiidae. Gene Ontology annotation, molecular function: RNA polymerase II cis-regulatory region sequence-specific DNA binding; DNA-binding transcription factor activity.